ACGGGAUUAAGAAAGAUGCACAGAUCAUUAUAAGCGAGAUCAUCUAUCUGAGAUUACUAUUAUGCAAUUAUGCAGCGCACUUUCACCUCAACAGGACUUCAGAUUGUCGUUCUGCGCGUCAUCCUCUCCUUCACGAUACUCAACCUGCAGGAAAACAAUAUAUUUCGUUCACACCGCCCUCAUCUUGUCUGGCCAGGCAAGUUCUAAGAGAGCGGUGAGCCGCAGAGCUUACGCUUUUCAGUAAGCACAUGGGAGGAGAGACGGCCUGGCAGGAGAAACUGGACUUUACUCUCUAAUUCGUAGCUCGCAGUUGUAAUCCCUAGUUGGCUGGGAUCUUUCCGAUCCACUGUGCACCGCCAUGCAGCGGUCCGUUCCAUAUCAACAUCCUAUCAGUGGUGAGUCCGCUCUUCAGGAGACAGGCGAUGACUUCAACAGAUCCAGCGCAGCCCGCCGGUCGAAGAACUCUGAUUUGAGUGCUGGUCUACUGUCUAAGACUCUAAUAGACACUAAAGGCUUUCAAAAGGCUCAAUUGACUCGAGUCUGGUGAAACCGUCUCAGUCUCAACUUGACUGAAAACUUGCUCUUUGGGAUCAGAGUUCAAAGACGAGGACAAAACACCUGCAGCCUGUAGACGGAUAACUCCGUACUCCAUAGCUAAUGCACUAUCGUUCCAAACGACUCUAACAACUGAAACACCAUC
This is a messenger RNA of Aspergillus novofumigatus IBT 16806, 700 nucleotides long. RefSeq lists its product as uncharacterized. The record is from RefSeq and is a predicted model, not a curated record. The transcript has a single exon. Bases 359 to 547 code for a protein of 62 amino acids. Lineage: Eukaryota; Fungi; Ascomycota; Eurotiomycetes; Eurotiales; Aspergillaceae.